This is a messenger RNA of Penaeus monodon (black tiger shrimp), 711 nucleotides long. RefSeq names its product MATH domain and coiled-coil domain-containing protein At2g42465-like. Bases 121 to 534 code for a protein of 137 amino acids. The record is from RefSeq and is a predicted model, not a curated record. The transcript has a single exon. NCBI's taxonomy places the organism in Eukaryota, Metazoa, Arthropoda, Malacostraca, Decapoda, Penaeidae.
CAGCACACCAGAAACAAUCAUCGAAAAUGACAUAGUCAAGAUCUUGUGGGAUUUCAUGCUGCAAACAAAUCAUGAAAUUAAGUCAUUCUUGUAGUGGAAAGGCCCUCACUGGACUGCCUAAUGAUCGACAUAGCUGUCUCGGGUGAUAAAACGAUAACUGAGAAGGAGAAAGAGGAGUGUCAGGGUUAUCAGGAUUUGAAGGUCGAACUCCAGGAUUUGAAGGUCGAACUCCAGGAUUUGAAGGUCGAACUCCAGGAUUUGAAGGUCGAACUCCAGGAUUUGAAGGUCGAACUCCAGGAUUUGAAGGUCGAACUCCAGGAUUUGAAGGUCGAACUCCAGGAUUUGAAGGUCGAACUCCAGGAUUUGAAGGUCGAACUCCAGGAUUUGAAGGUCGAACUCCAGGAUUUGAAGGUCGAACUCCAGGAUUUGAAGGUCGAACUCCAGGAUUUGAAGGUCGAACUCCAAAGACUGUGGAGGGUGAGAACGACGGGUGGUACCUAUGGUCGUAGGAGCGUUGGAUAUGGUUACCUGUGAUUCGGAAACCUGGACUGAACGAAUUGGUGUGAAGAUAUGGGCAAGGCUAUUGCUGAAAGCUGCACUGCUAGGAAACGCAAGGAUUCUCAGAAAAGCGCUCGAGGCCUAGGAUUGUAGGUUACAGUCUCCCUCAAGCAAAUAUCCAUUGAUCAGCAUCUAAAAUCUGACAUCUGACUG